Messenger RNA from Alosa sapidissima (American shad), 2750 nucleotides. RefSeq names its product paralemmin 1a (gene palm1a). Gene Ontology annotation, cellular component: membrane. Lineage: Eukaryota; Metazoa; Chordata; Actinopteri; Clupeiformes; Clupeidae. The coding region runs from base 1 to 1335 and encodes 444 amino acids. The transcript is spliced from 8 exons. The record is from RefSeq and is a predicted model, not a curated record. Gene Ontology annotation, biological process: regulation of cell shape.
AUGACAGAGCGUCCUUUCAGGAAGAGGAAGAGACAGACAGAGAUCGAGAAUAAGAAGCGCCAGUUGGAAGAUGACCGCCGGCAGCUCCAGCACCUCAAGUCCAAGGCGCUAAGGGAGCGGUGGCUGCUGGACGGAGUCCCCUCUGGAGGUCCGGAGGAGGAUGCGGCCAAGAAACAGCUGCAGGAGGACGAGGCCAAGACGAGAGCGCUGGAGGAGACCAUAAACAGAGCCCUGGACACAACGGUGCACAUUGUGCUCCUACAUGAGCUCUGGCUGACCCCUACAUUCCACAGCACUCAAGACCAGCAGUCCUGGGGCGCGGUGGCAGCGGACAUCAAUCUCCGCAGGCAGCGGGCACUGCUUGGCGCUGGCCACUCCAUCGGCCUGAUUAAAUUCCUGCUGCCGCUCUCCUGGCAGUAUGCAGCGGGGGGAUGGCGUGCCACUGAGACGGGCACUGAGACGGGCACGGCUGAGAAUGAGCAGCGCCAGCCAGUGAUUGAGGUCAAAGUUCAGCAUAAAGUUCACCACAGCCCUCGUCUGGUGAAAUCCGGAGAUGGCUCUGAGAUGAUGAGAGCAGCGAUGUACUCAGUAGAGAUCACCGUGGAGCGGGACAGGGUGACGGGCGAGACCAAAGUGCUGUCCAGUAACACUGUGCUGCCCAAAGACCUCCUGCAUGGGGUCAAGGUUUAUGAGGACGCUCAGAAAGUGGUCCAUGAGGUCCGUGAGGUGGACGGGGUAGUGGUGGCCAACGGCGUCCAUCAGCUCAGUUCCUCGGAGGUGGAGGAGCUCAUUCUGAAGGCAGACGAGGUCGUCCUGAGUCCCAAAGCCGACGCCUCCCCCACCCCCACCCCCACCCCCACCCCCACCCCUAUCCCUACCCCCGGGGUCGAGGUCGAGGCAGGCGGCUCGCCCAUGAUGGAGAUCAGGGGCAUGGAGACCAUGCGGGACGGGGGCGGUCCGGAGGUGGUUGCCGUGGGCAACGUGAGCGCGGAGAACCCCGUCACCAUGGUGUUCAUGGGCUACCAGAGUGUGGAGGACGAGGCCGAGACCAACAAGGUCCUGGGGCUGGAGGGGGCAGUGAAGGCCGAGCUCGUGGUCAUCGAGGACGGCGAGAACAAAGCCGCCGCCGGCGCCACCACCUCCGGCACUGCGUCCGCCGAGGCCGAGCAGAGCAAGGAGACCGCCCCCGAGCAGGCUCCGCCCAACGGCAGCACGGCAGAGCCAAUCAAAACCCCCGAGGAGAGGGAGGGGGCGGAUAAGGGAGGAGCCGAGGCCACAGGGGCGGAGCUUAACAACAAGGAGAAGCAGCCGUGCAAGUGCUGCGUGAUCAUGUGAUCAGUUGCAACGUCAUGUGAUCGGCUGCGUGAUCAUGUGAUCAGUUUGUGUGAUCAUGUGAUCACAAGGGACUCCGACCCCUACUAGCCACUGACUUUUCGUGAAAUAAAAAAAAACCAACAGCCACAAACAAACAUACAUACAAACAAACAAGCAAACAUAAACACCGCAACAACAACAACAACAACAACAGCAACAACACAAGAAAAUCAAAUAAUAAAUGUUCUGUAUCUUUUGAUAGAAAGCCGUUCCCUACUUUAUUUUCUUUUUUCUAUUUCUGACCCCUCCUGACCUUUGUCAUUUCUCUUUCUCUGUUCUAUGGUUUUCCUUUUCUAGUGCUGUGUCCUUUUUUCAGAUGUUGUUAGCCCCUGUCAUCGCUGCCUCCUGGCGUCUCUACUCUGAUAUGGAAAGGUCAGAGGUUAAAGAGGGAGACAUAAAGCGAGAUGACCUCCCUGGUCUCUCAGGCAUAAAGUGAGAUGACCGCCCUGGUCUCUUAGACAUGAUCUUUGUUCCCCAAUGAACCUUUCGUGGGUUUUAAAAUCAACAUCUCUUAUACACAGCCAGUUUUGUAGUCUUACUUCACUCCAAUGAAGGACAUAAAUAUCUCUAUAUAACUAUAUAAUAUAUAGAUAUCAUUUAUUUUGAAAUAUAUAUUUAUUUGAAUUUUGUUUUUCUUUUGGAACGAGUCCAUUAAUGUUUUCUGUUUUGUGUUUUUGCCCUUCUGCAGCAGCAUGCUAAAGAGUGUGUGUACUCUCGCUGGUGAAGAGUGUGUGUGUUUAAUCUCACUGGUGAAGUGUGUGGGUGUGUAAUCUCACUGGUGAAGUGUGUGUGUGUGUGUAAUCUCGUUGCUUUUUGACCUGUCAACUCUCCUGUUCCUCAGAACAGCAACUGGCAACUGAAAGAUAGGAAACCGUAUGUGUGUGAGAGAGAGUGUGUGAGGGUGUGUGUGUGUGUCAGAGUGUUUAAGGGGGUGGGAUUGUUACUCUUGCAAAAUGUGAUAUUAUAUUUAUGAUGGGAGCUGUGAGAGAACCCUUUUUUUCUUUUCUUUUUUUUUGGGGGGCGGGGGUUGUGUUUUCCAGGGAGGCGAGUAAAACACGGUGUGAGUUGCGAGCUGUAGGCUUGUGCAACAUGAAUCAAUCUUUCAGCUGAUCUUUCAAAGAGCUUCAGAUCAAAGGGUUUAGACUUCAGCAGAGAGAGAGAGUGUGUGUGUGUGUGUGUGUGCGUGUGUGUGCGUGGGCACGUGUGUGUGUGUGCGUGCGUGCGUGCGUGCAUCUCAGUCUCAUCCAUUGACUUCAUUCUUCUGCGUCAGUCAGUCCCUCCGACAGACAGUCACACACACACUCUCACUCAGUCACUCACUCACUCAUACAGAUGCACUCUCACUACACACACACACACACAAACACAGAGAGAGA